AUGGUUGCCUUCAAGUCUCUUCUUAUACUUCUUACGCUUGGCGCUGAGGCCCUUGCUGCAGCUGUAGCCGCACCUGCAUCAACCUGCUCCACUGCUCUCGGAACCAAAACUGUCAAAAAUGUCCCGACUUCUAGGGUCACUUCUGUUAAGAGAAUCACCAUUACGAAGAAGGUCAUUCGCAAGGUCAAUAUAAUUGUUGUUCCUGUAGCCAAGACUUCCACCAUUCGCACGAUAGAAACCUCUACAUCUAUCUCUACCGCUAACCAGGACACCAAGACUGCCACCAGCACUGUUAUCUCUGCUUCUACUGUUGUCAGCACGAGGACUUCGUGGAGCACCACUACCACCGUCACUUCAACCGUUACCACUAAAUUCAUUACAUCGACCGUCGCCAAGCCUGCUGGGUUUACCGAUAUCAACAAUCAACCUCUUACUCAAAAGCGAGCUGCGAAAAAGAGAGUCACAACAGUCACGACUGGCUUGCCUGGUGGCUCUAUGCCUCAGAGCGUCCGCUGUGUUAAGGAGGUCCCCAGCUACAGCACCAAGACCAUCACCACAACAGUUCAGGGACCACGCACUACUCUCAAGGCUGUCACAAAGUUCAAGACUAUCACUGGCUUCACAACUGUCACAUCUACAGAAUACCCAUCUGAUGCCAGUACUACUGUCACAACAACUGAGCGCCCCACAACGACUUCUUUCGUUGAUGUUACUUCGACCACGACUAUCACUUCAAGCGUUACCGUUGAAAGUCAAGUACCUCAAUUCACGGCAUUUGACAUAUGUUCAGAGGAGAAUAUCAUGUCUACUGCCAAUGGCGGCGCUCUCUACGGUUUUGAUCAAUUACAGGGUAAUGCCAACGCUAUGAGUGUGGGAGCAGGCCUGACCGCUCGCUCAUGCUGUCAAAUGUGCGCAGCGCACACCGACUGUCUGGGUACCUAUUUCAGAACGGUCGGCGGUAGUUGCAACAUUUACAUCGCAAAUGAGGCAAGUAUAUGUGCCAAUUCGGCUCAGCCGCUCAUUGCUCUGUUCCGUACAAGUCGGGAUCUGUCCGUGUCAGUCCUUCUCAGUAACGGUCCAUGUGGACAAUGGAAGAACGAUGGCGAUGCUACGCCAACGAGCAAUUGA
Molecule: messenger RNA, 1128 nt
Organism: Fusarium venenatum
Lineage: Eukaryota; Fungi; Ascomycota; Sordariomycetes; Hypocreales; Nectriaceae
Source: RefSeq, a predicted model, not a curated record